Ambispora gerdemannii is the source of this 651-nucleotide messenger RNA. The record is from the annotation of a GenBank genome assembly. Lineage: Eukaryota; Fungi; Glomeromycota; Glomeromycetes; Archaeosporales; Ambisporaceae.
AUGAACGAACCUAUUUUGAUUGAUGAACCUAUUGGUCUGAACACUAUUCCUUCCGAAACUAAUUUUAUAUCAACUGAUAUAUUUGGUAAAAAUAAUAAUAUCUAUAAUUACUAUCAAAAAGGUGAUAUUGAUUCUCAUGCUAAUUAUAAUCCUAGUAAUGACAGCCAAUAUCUACCUCUAAAGGGACCUACUAAGAUUCAGCAAUUUCAAUUCUUGACUAAACAAGAUGGACUGAAUUUUGACAAUUACUUUACUACAGAACAAAAUUCAAUGACUGGACAAAAUUCAAACAUUAACUAUUUUCUAGACACAUCAAAAUUCUUAUUACUAAAUGAUAUCAUAGCACCAGAGUCUUUAGAUAUAGCUAAAUCAAAACCUAUCGGAUCACAAACAAUAACAUAUCAAAAAUACUCAUCGCCAGCAAACAACGCCAAGUUCGAUGAGAGAAGAGAGUUUCGGAGAGAAUAUAAUCGCAAUUCAGCACGAAAAUCACGUCAACGAAAAAAGGAACUUGAAAAAAAUCUAAGGGAAAAAAUUGAAUUUUAUGAAUUACAAAUACCACAGAAAAAGCAAGAAUUAGAAGUUAUUAUGAAGAAGAUCGAGGAACUAAAAGUUGAAUGUCAUUUUUAUAGUCAUAGAGAUAAGUACUAA